Messenger RNA from Geodia barretti, 2680 nucleotides. NCBI's taxonomy places the organism in Eukaryota, Metazoa, Porifera, Demospongiae, Tetractinellida, Geodiidae. The record is from the annotation of a GenBank genome assembly.
AGUGCGCACCAACAACUCCACGUGGGUGUGCAUUAUUUAGUAGAGUUCGCUAAGGAGAGAAGCUGUUGUUCGAAAAUCUGCUGGAUGGUCCGUUCCAGAAAACAGAGCAAGCGGAUGCCCGCGAGAAAAAAGUUCAAGAUCGCCAAAAAGGUCCGAGAACAUAACAGGAAGGCCAAGAAAGAAGCAAAGAAACAUAAUGCAAAAGGCUUUGAAGAAAGAUCCCGGGAUCCCCAACCUGUUCCCGCUGAAGGAGCAGCUCCUGAAGCAACUGGAGGAGAAGAAGCAGCAGACGCUGGCGGCGAAGGAGAAGGAGAGAGAGCUGAGGCUCCAGGAGAAAAAGAGGAAGAGGAGUCUGCAAGGACUGCAGAACGACGCCCAGAGACGGACGAAAGAGUUCGAGAAAAAGCAGGCUCUUCAGACGUCUGUGGAGAAUGAAGGAGUUUCGGCUGUGGACCGUCGGAGCCUCAGAGCCUACCACCGAGAGUUCCGCCAGGUGCUGGAGAUGGCCGACGUGGUUCUUGAGGUGCUGGAUGCCAGAGACCCCCUCGGGACCCGCUGCCUGGAGGUGGAGCAGUCCGUGAUGGCUGCUGGCUCCGACAAGAAGCUCAUCCUCGUCCUCAACAAGAUUGAUCUGGUUCCCAAGGCGAAUGUGGAGGCGUGGCUAAAACAUCUCCGAAACGACUUCCCAACCGUGGCCUUCAAGGCCAGUACACAGACCCAGAAAAGAAAUCUGUCUCGUAGAAAAGGUGUGAACACGGCUCCUCCUGGUGUGAUGACAUCAUCAGCUUGUCUGGGGGCAGAGCUUCUGCUGAAGUUGCUAGGCAACUAUUGCAGGAAUGCCGACAUACGGACCAGUAUCACAGUGGGCGUGGUUGGUCUGCCUAAUGUGGGUAAGAGCAGUAUCAUCAACAGCCUCAAGAGAUCUAAAGCAUGCGGAGUAGGGGCCACCCCUGGAAUUACCAAGUCCCUUCAGGAGGUUCAACUCGACAAACACGUCAAGUUGAUCGACAGUCCCGGUAUCGUCAUAGCAACCGGAUCUGGUGACUCCGCCUCCCUUGUUCUGCGGAACUGUGUCAAAGUGGAGACAGUGGAGGACGCGGUGCCAGCCGUGGAGGCCAUUUUAAGGAGAUGCAACCAUCUCCACCUCCUGCAGCACUACUCCAUCCCUCAGUUCACUGACACGCAGGAGUUCCUCGCCCACCUGGCACGCAGGACCGGGAAACUGAAGAAAGGUGGCAUCCCUGAUCUUGGUGCUGCUGCUAGAGCCAUUCUUCAAGACUGGAACACGUGAGCCCUGUAACAACGAUUACAUCAUCAUUACCUCAUCACCUCUAGUCUGCUCCUAUGCAUUGUCAUCUGUUCACAUCUCAAUUAUACAUCAUCAUUAAUAACUCAUCCUCUAUAUAGUCCGCUCUGAGUAUCAAUGACACUAUUACCGAUUACAUCAUCAUUACCUCAUCCUCACUGUACAGAGGGCGUAUAUUGUACUACACUCAUCCUCCUGAGCAGCACACCUUACCGACUCACAUAUCGGCUGAACUGGUUCAGCGGUGGAGCCAGGCCUUUGACUUGAAAGCUCUGGAGGCGGAAGAGAAGGAACAGCUGUGCGAGCUGACAGAGAAGAUGGAUGAAGCUGCAGUGGUGGAGAGUGAGGGGGUGGUGUCACAUGUCUACUCCGAGGAAGAGGGAGGAGGAGGAGGAAGGAGGGAGUGAAGUGGAAGAAGAAAUAGGUUCAGAUGUAACAGAUAGUGAGGGGGAGGAUAUGGAGGAAGGAGACCUCACUAGUCAGGACCCUGGUGGAGUCACAGUAGUCUUCAACAAGAAAUCGAGAAGAAGAGGGACGCAGACACCGCCAGCUACGAGUGCUAAGGAGGAGAAAGAGAAAGCUAGACAACUGCAACUCAACCCCCAAGUUACUUCUGCUCAAAAGAAGGCCUUGAAAAAGCAGCAGAAAGAGGCGGAAAAGAGAAUGUCGAGAUUAAAGGACGGUGGAGAUGUGGAAAUGAACGAAACUGAGAGAGAUGAAUAUGACAUUACUGAAUUCUUCUGAGCACUCAUACAAAAAAAAGCAAUGUACUCGUGUGUGAGGUUAUCUUCAGUAUAUACACUCUUGAUGGGGAUACUGUCUGAUAUCCGCAGAGCCAUUCUUUUCGGAGCUUCUUCAAUGCACGUUAUUCUCAUUAGCUAUAUAACUCAUUUUUAAGAUUGCUCCCGCUUCCAUCACCUUGCAUGUGAAAAUUAUGAGGUACAUAGAAAGGCAAAGGCACAACAACAAACAAAUCAACUACACCCAGGCACCGCCAGCUACAAGUGCACGUGUAAUCGAUGUUCAUUUCCACCAUUCAGUGGGUCAACAAUCAAAAUUAAGAUGAGAUGAAAGGUCAUAAAAGAUUUCGCUGUUUCAAGUUUCGAACAAACUGUAGUCCGACCGCAGAGCCUUGUGGGUAGAACACAGGAGGCCGGCCCAGCGGUGCCUCGAUCAAAACCCAACUGUUAGCCCCUCUAUAGGCUUUCCCAGUCCAGAUGUGUACCCAGGUGAUGCCUUCAGGGAGAAAAACUCGCCUCUCCUCGAGAACAUCGAAUCUCUCGUGAACUGGAGCCACCAGCAGCUGCGUCCCGAGCAUAAACUGGUAGCUGAGGUCUUCAGAGUAUACCCCGGAGUUAUUGGGGUACACCAGCA